This is a messenger RNA of Aspergillus wentii DTO 134E9, 1939 nucleotides long. Its product is annotated as putative MFS transporter. The transcript is spliced from 8 exons. Lineage: Eukaryota; Fungi; Ascomycota; Eurotiomycetes; Eurotiales; Aspergillaceae. Bases 278 to 1735 code for a protein of 485 amino acids. Gene Ontology annotation, cellular component: membrane. Gene Ontology annotation, biological process: transmembrane transport. The record is from RefSeq and is a predicted model, not a curated record. Gene Ontology annotation, molecular function: transmembrane transporter activity.
GCCUCGAGUCCAGAAUGAGCUACUCUAGCUGCAUCGGUAGAGCGGUAUCUUUCCCGCCAUCUGGAAGGAAGACGGACUAUAAUUGACCGACAUUCGUGGAGGCGCCCCUUUUCAGGUUAAAAACCACACCAUUCCCUCAGUUCCAGCGAUUCUAAUGCGGGGAAGUGCGAGUACUCCAAAUAACGGGUAAAAAGGGCGCUUGUGCCCUGGAGAAGUCAUUAUUAUCAACUCAAUCAUUUCCCCCAAACACCGGACAGCCUUCCUCGCCUCAAUCAACAUGAACGAGCAGGAGAAAGUCGCCUUUGGUGGUGAACGCUCCCAAGAUGUUGAAAAUACGGCUUUGGGAACCGCUUACGACCAAGAAAUCGCUGAAGCAGAUCUCAAGGCUCUCAGGUCCCGUGAGAAGGCCCUAAUCUGGAAGCAAGAUUUGCGCAUAAUCCCUCUAUGUGCAGCGAUAUAUCUUCUCUGCUAUCUUGACCGAUCGAAUAUAGGGAACGCGAAAAUCCUCAAUGAAGACACCCAUGAUGAUCUCCUUUCAGACACCAACAUGACUUCGUAUGAGUAUACGAUUGCGCUCAUGGUGUUCUUGAUCGCCUAUGCACUUUUCGAAGUACCGUCAAAUUACUUAUUGAAGAAGUUAAAACCCAGUCGAUGGAUUGCAUUCUUGAUGUUUUCUUGGGGAGCGAUUACCAUGGGACUGGGGGGAGCACACAACUAUGGCCAAGUGACUGGAAUUCGCUUUUUGCUUGGUGUAAUGGAAGCUGGCCUCUUUCCUGGUUUUGUGUAUUAUCUAACCUUCUGGUAUCGAGUCUCAGAGCGUUCCAUGCGGGUGGCUUUGAUCCUAGCAUCAGCUACAUUGGCUGGUGCAUUUGGUGGUGCCAUUGCGUACGGGGUUGGACACAUGAACGGAGCCCAGGGAAUGUCUGCGUGGCGAUGGCUAUUUAUCAUUGAGGGUGCUCCAUCCUGUGCAUCUUCAAUCCUAGUCUGGUUCUUCCUCCCUGAUUAUCCCGAGUCAGCCAAUUGGCUCAGUCAGGAAGAGAAAGAACUUGCUGCACAACGACUACGAGCAGAAGGCUCGAAAGGCGCAGCCCAAGCAAUGUCCUGGAAAGAUGCAAAAGAGGUCCUGACAGAUUGGCGUUUAUAUGCGCAUUAUGUGGUCUACUUUGGAAUCUCAACACCAUUUUCCAGUCUAUCUCUCUUCACGCCUGCAAUCACCAGUGGCUUGGGAUAUUCGAAUUUACGUGCAGAAUUGAUGACAGUCCCACCCUAUGCAGUCGCCUACGUCGUCACUCUUGCUGUCGCUUGGUCAGCGGAUAAUUUCAAUAGCCGAGGUCUUCAUUCUGCCCUUUUUUCAUUAAUUGGGGCAAUAGGUUUCCUUGCCUCCGCAGUUCUUCCAGAUGACUCUUACAUUCAACGAUACGGCUGCCUAAUAGUCGCCGCCAGCGGCGCAUUCGCCUGUAUUCCCCCAUUACUCGGCUGGCUAUCCUCCAACCUCCACUCAACGGCAGGAACCGGCUUAGCCAUCGCACUGAACGUCUCCUUUGGCGCACCCGGCCAAAUCGUAGGUGUCUGGAUCUACAAAUCCAACGAAGCGAAGAAGGGAUACCCCACAGGACACUGGACGAAUGCGGCAUUGUUGUUAUUUGUGUGUGUUGGGUCUGUUUUGCUCCGGUUGUAUUAUGGGUGGAUGAAUAGCCGGAAGGUGGAAGCGGAAAAGAAGAAAUUUGCUUAUUAGUAGUUUUAAUUUUGUUGGAUUAUUGGCAUGACAUGAUGUGUAGGGAUAUUAGUAGAUAGCGAUCAUGAGUUCAAUAAUAAAAAGGAAUAACCUGAUUUAUCUCGCAGUCGCAGAUACUGUUACGCCAACGAUGAGACCGAAAACAUCAAAAAUACGCAUGUUCUGAGCCAGAACGGGCCUUGUUUUUGUCGGGCUGCGACGAAC